AUGCUGUCCCAUUUUGGGAAAAGGACCGUGCAAAGUGCGGUAGAAUUCAUAAUAUCGUGGACUGAGGGAUGUUGCGAAUAUUCGCAUCCGCAUCCGCAUCCGCAAAUGCGGAGCUUCCGCAUUGAUUUGGACGUCCGCAUCCUCAUCCGCAAUAAUCAAUACGGAACUCAUGCGGAUGCGGAUGUAAAUGUGGUGCAAAUCGCGACAAGAAAGACUCGGUUUUCGCAGACUGAUACAAGAAUUAUCACCAAGACAACCGAUUUUUUUACUGACUUUGUGUGCACGGAACUGUAUGGCAAAGUUACUAACAAAGUGAAAGAAUUAAUCGAAAAAUUUGAUUACAUGGCGUUUACUUCUGAUAUUUGGUCGGAUCCAAGCUCUAAUGCAUCUUUGCUUAGCCUGACUUGUCAUGGAAUCGCAGAAAACUUUGAUCGAUCAUUGAUUAUAUUGAAAUGCGAAACCUUCGACGACCGUCACUUUGGUGACAUAAUUGCAGAAAAAUUUGACACGAUGCUUACUGAAUGGAAUAUUUCAAAAGAACAAGUGCACUGCAUUAUUCGUGACGAAGGCUCCAAUAUGAAAAGUGUUAUGCGAUUAACAGUAUUGAAUGAUUUGGAUUGUGCAGUUCACAAGAUGCAAUUCGCUAUUCGAAGUGGUUUACAAUCGCAGGAAAACAUAACAGUCGUCAAACAAAAAUGUAAGAAAAUUUCGACUCACUUUAACCAUUCCACCAUUGCUCAAAAACAACUGCAAAAAAUCAAGGACAGACUGAAUCAACCGCAUCUCAGAGUGUUUCAAGAUUGUGUAACGCGAUGGAACACAAAAUUUUCUUUGUUGGAAGAGAACAACUUAUAUGUCAUAGCCACGUACUUAGACCCGCGCUACAAGCACAAGUUUUUUACACCAGUGACUGAGGAAAAUAUUAAGGACGAUAUUUUGAAGAUUAGGACAAACAUAGAGAAUGACGUCUCAAACUCUCAAAUAUCUCCAAAUUUCAAAGCAGCGAAAAAAAUGAAAAUGGGAGAUUCCCUCGUGAAAGAUACGGAACAACCUGGAACAUCCGGUACAGCCAGAAAGCCAUGCUUGAAAAGCGAUCUUGCCAUGAUGCUAGAUUCGUCAAGUGAAGAUGAGAGUCAAGAAAUAUCAGAAAAUGGUUCCCCUGAUGCUGUCCUCAAGAAGGAAUUGCUUUCGUAUCGAAAUAAAGCAAGGCUGAAUAUAAAUGAAAAUCCACUUAAAUGGUGGAGCGUUAAUCGUACGGAAUUAAAAAUUUUAUCUGUAAUAGCACGCAGAUUUUUAUCGCCUCCACCAGCUAGUGUUCCCAGUGAACAGUUAUUUAGUAGUGCAGGAUUAAUUUAUGAACCUCUGAGAAAUAGACUCGAAUCUGAAAAGGCCGCAAUAUUACUUUUUAUUAAAUAUAAUUCAACAAUUUUUAAAUUUUCGUACUAA
Molecule: messenger RNA, 1446 nt
Organism: Zophobas morio
Lineage: Eukaryota; Metazoa; Arthropoda; Insecta; Coleoptera; Tenebrionidae
Exons: 4
Coding region: 1-1446 (481 amino acids)
Molecular function (GO): protein dimerization activity
Source: RefSeq, a predicted model, not a curated record